Molecule: messenger RNA, 9076 nt
Organism: Phalacrocorax carbo (great cormorant)
Lineage: Eukaryota; Metazoa; Chordata; Aves; Suliformes; Phalacrocoracidae
Source: RefSeq, a predicted model, not a curated record
UUUUUUUUUAUUAAUCAGGAGCACUGAAUGGAAACCAAUCAGACAGAGAGCCCCCUCGGCUUGGGCUGCCUGCAUGCUGGAGUUAAAAAGUGCUGCGGGCCGAGCGGGAGCCCCAGUGAGAGGCGGGGAGGCUGAGCGGCGGGAGAAGGGGCCGGGGAGCCGCGCUGCCGCCGACCCGGGCGAGGCUCGGCCCCGCCGUCCCUGCGUGCCGAGAUCCUUUGAGACUGCAAAGACUAUUUAAAGACACAAGACGGCAUGAGACUGGAAUCAGUGCAGUGAAGUAGGUUAGUUUAAGGACAACAAAAAAAAGUCAUUAUUUAGACCUUCUUGUGUUGCCAUGAUGAGAACUUACCAUUGCUUCUGGCUGCUGUUUUGGGCUGGUCAGCCCCACCAAAGUUUCUUAACUCCAUUAUCCAGAAGGACUAGUGGCUUUCCAGAAAAGGAAAAGGUUUUGGUAUUGUCUGGAAACAGCAGGAGAGACCUCCAUCGUUCCAAAAGGAGCUGGAUGUGGAAUCAGUUCUUUUUAUUGGAGGAAUACACAGGGACUGACUACCAAUAUGUUGGCAAGCUGCAUUCAGACCAGGAUAAAGGAGAUGGAUCACUUAAGUACAUACUUUCUGGAGAUGGAGCAGGAGACCUCUUCAUUAUCAAUGAAAACACUGGUGACAUCCAGGCCACAAAGAGACUAGACAGGGAAGAAAAGCCUGUAUACAUACUCCGUGCCCAGGCUAUAAACAGGAGGACUGGAAGACCAGUGGAACCAGAAUCUGAGUUCAUCAUUAAGAUCCAUGAUAUCAAUGACAAUGAGCCAAUGUUUACAAAGGACGUUUACAAUGCCAGCAUUCCCGAAAUGUCAGAUGUUGGUACCUUUGUUGUGCAAGUCACCGCAACUGAUGCCGAUGAUCCUACAUAUGGGAACAGUGCUAAAGUUGUCUACAGCAUUCUCCAGGGACAACCAUAUUUCUCUGUUGAAUCUGAGACAGGCAUUAUUAAAACUGCUUUGCUAAACAUGGACCGUGAAAACAGGGAGCAAUACCAAGUGGUCAUCCAGGCUAAGGACAUGGGAGGCCAGAUGGGCGGAUUAUCAGGAACAACAACUGUGAACAUCACAUUGACUGACGUAAAUGACAAUCCACCUCGCUUCCCCCAGAGCACGUACCAGUUCAGAGCUCCUGAGUCUAUGCCACUUGACUCACCAGUUGGCAGGAUAAGAGCUAAUGAUGCUGAUGUGGAUGAAAAUGCAGAGAUUGAAUACAGCAUCACUGAGGGGGAUGGAUAUGACAUGUUUGGAAUUACCACAGACAAGGACACACAGGAAGGAAUUAUAACUGUCAAAAAGGCAUUGGAUUUUGAAAAUAAAAACCUAUAUAUUCUGAAAGUGGAAGCUACCAAUACUCACGUGGACCCUCGAUUCCUCUACCUGGGGCCAUUCAAGGACUCAGCUACAGUCAGAAUCCAGGUGGAGGAUGUGGAUGAACCUCCCGUGUUCAGCAGACCAGCAUACAUAAUGGAAGUGAAAGAAGAUGUUCCAAUAGACAGUGUAAUAGGAACGGUAACUGCUCAGGAUCCAGAUGCUGCCAAGAACCCUGUCAAGUACUCUGUAGAUCGACACACUGAUAUGGACAGAGUAUUCAACAUCAAUUCAGGAAAUGGUUCAAUAUUCACUUCAAAACCGCUUGACCGGGAAACACUGCUAUGGCACAACAUUACAGUAAUAGCAGCAGAGAUCAACAACCCAAAACAAAGCAGCCGUGUCCCAGUGUUCAUUAAGGUUUUGGAUGUAAAUGACAAUGCUCCAGAGUUUGCCAUGUUUUAUGAAACCUUCGUCUGUGAAAAUGCAAAGGCAGAACAGCUGAUACAAACAUUAAGUGCUGUUGAUAAAGAUGACUCUUACAGUGGACAUCAGUUUUCAUUCUCCUUAGCUCCUGAGGCUGCCAGCAGCUCAAACUUUACACUACAGGACAACAGAGACAACACAGCAGGGAUUUUCACCCGAAAAACCAGAUAUAACCGGCAUGAAAUGAGUACCUACUUCUUGCCAGUGGUAAUAUCAGACAAUGACCACCCUAUCCAGAGCAGCACUGAAACGGUGACUAUUCGAGUAUGUGCUUGUGACCAUCGAGGAAAGAUGCUGUCCUGUAAUGCCGAAGCCUUGAUUCAUCCUACCGGUCUUAGCACUGGGGCUCUUAUUGCCAUUCUUCUCUGUAUCAUUAUAUUACUCGUUACAGUGGUGCUGUUUGCAGCACUGAGACGGCAGCGGAAAAAAGAGCCUUUGAUUAUUUCCAAAGAAGACAUCAGAGACAACAUUGUCAGUUAUAAUGAUGAAGGUGGUGGAGAGGAAGACACCCAGGCAUUUGAUAUCGGCACGCUAAGGAAUCCCGAAGCCAUAGACGAUAAUAAAUUACGCAGAGACAUUGUGCCAGAAACACUUUUUAUGCCACGGCGGACUGCAACAGCACGAGAUAACACAGAUGUCAGAGAUUUCAUUAACCAAAGGUUAAAGGAAAAUGAUACAGAUCCAGCGGCACCCCCGUAUGACUCGUUAGCAACCUACGCGUAUGAAGGUAAUGGUUCUGUGGCCGAGUCCCUCAGCUCCUUGGAGUCGGUGACUACAGACGGAGAUCAGGACUACGAUUACCUCAGUGACUGGGGGCCUCGGUUUAAAAAGCUGGCAGACAUGUAUGGCGCAAUGGACAGUGACAAAGACUCUUAAUAUGUUGCCUUUUACUUCUUUUUUUUUUCCCUUCCUCAGUUUCAGAAACAGCAUUGAGAUAUGUGAAGUGGCUAUUUCUUUCUAUUUCUCCACAGCUGUGUGAAAGGGUUCUCUGUUCUACCCAUUUGAAUUGUCCAAUGACUACAGUCUGUGUGGAUCAGCUGUCAGAAAACUUUUUCUAGUAUCAUUUUAUGAGCUUCCAAGAGGCAAAAUUCUUAUUUUUUAGUGCAUCCAGUUUACCAGGCCAAUCUUACAGGCACAGCAGUAGUGGAAGGGAAAAAAAGGAUCAGAUGGGGAGCAAUAUUUUUACUUGUUCUGCUUAUAUUGUAAAUUGGAGUAUAUUACUGUUUAAGCUCACUUGUUCUUUUUACUUGUAUUCAGACUAUUCAGCUCAGAUGACUGCUCUGUCGAUUGUGUAUUGCACAUCCCAAUGUAAUGAGGUACCCUCGUUUACCCUAUGUAUUAUAGUCAAAAGUAGUGGUGAUGGAAUGAAGGUUUAUUAUACAAGUAGAGUAAGCUGAGAAAAAACAUCAAACAUGCAUUUUACUCAUGAGGUGGGUAGAAAGGCCUAAUGGUCAUUUAAAUCUAAGUGUUUUUCUAGAACUUGCCAUUGCCCCCAAUGCACUGAAUCAUACCAACACACACUUAUAUAUAGUUCAUUGACUGCUAUGUAUAUAUUCUUCUGACCUAGCGUUGCUGGAGACAUGUGUGUGCGUGCAUGUGUGUGUGGUCAGUAGCCCCAAUAUCUAAUUCUUAGAUGGUUUCCCAGUUCUAACCCAGACUUGCCUUGUGGUACAGGGAAAGUCAUCUAAUCCAACUCCAGAUUAGAUCAUGACUUGGAGGAAGGAGCAGAUCAUAACUGUGCUUUUCAUCAUAUUUCUUCAGUUGGCCUCCAUCUGCACAUCAGUUCACCGAUGGCCACUGUGCUGAGGAGGUGGGAGUCAGGCUUUUCAUAUCCCUCUACUUCUGCCUGUUCUCAUGUGCAGGAGCAGAGUAGUAGACUCAAGGUGACUGACACCUGUUGGGGCAAAAGAAGCAACUGCAAAGGAUGAGACUGUGCUUUUUUUGUCCUGACCUUCCCUGCCUGGAUGCCCAGGGUGACUUCCUGACUCUGCCCAGUUUUGCUAUCUGUAAAGUGGGGAAAUAAUGCCUACCUCAUGAGGAUGUUGCAAGAAUUAUAAAAGUCAUCUGGAAAAUGCUUUAGAGAUGGAAGAAGCUGGCAUUCUGCCAGAGGAAGUAAUUUCUCAUGUUUUUGGGGGGUGGUUUUCUUUUUUAUUUUUCCCCAGAUUCAAGCCCUGAAUGCACAAGUAAGCAAGAAUCAAUUGUCAUUCCAGUGGCCUGAAAAGCAGGGUUUAUAACCAUAACUAGUUUUUUUAAAAUAAACUACUCAGCCAGGGUUGUACUAGGGUUGUAAAAGUCUUCACCAAAAGGUAAAAUUUUAAUCACAAAUCUCUCUGUGUGUCUUUAUCUGCUCUACCAAGAUAAAUAAAUUUUUGUCCGGGGGGAGGGGAAGAUGCUACAGUCUCAGGCCAAAAAAAAAAUUUCUUUACAGCUUGUGCACCACUCAGUAUUGCUCUUGGUUUGUCAAACACAUGCUGUUGCUGCUCUUCAAAUCCAGCCAUCUAGGAAAGGCUAUCUGGAGAAAACCCUAAGGGGCUGCCAUGGGACAUAUCCAAUUCCAGGAGCUAAAAGCCGCCCUGUGUCCCAAAGGAGGGACACAGACCAUGGCACUGUGCCAAGGAAAGAAGAAUUUUUUUUUCUAAUGUACCUCAUACAUAGCUAAUCUCAUUUAUUUCAUUUUGAAACAGUAUUUAAUACCAGAAUUACAGGCAUACAUCUGUUUUCCCCCCUCCCCCAAAUCUUAAGUGAAUCAAUUUGAAAACUAAACGACAGCUCCAGUUUACUCUAAAGAGAGAAAGGAAAAAAGUUAAUAAACAGAAAAUUAAAAGAGUUUAAAAAUUAAUCCCUGGAAUUCAUUACUGCUAGAGAGUUAAAUAAAGAGAGCUGUAAGAUUUCCGAGUAUUAGACUUUUACAAGCAUGACGACAUAAUUUCAGAUUUUGCGAACCGGCUCACAGCGACAAGGAUGAGCCAGCCACGCUGCAGUGCCCAGCUGGGACUGGGAAGCACUCCUUCGCAGUGGGAACCACUGCACAUUUACUGGUUUAGGGCAAGGCAGCUAACGGCUUGCAGGUGACCAGCAUGAAAGACUAGAUGGGUUUUCAGAAUGGAGAAUCCCAGAGUUUCAAAGGGUCCUGAGCCCUUGGUCGUGCUGACAGAGGCAUCUCACAGUGCUUCAGUCCAGCAGAGCGAGGUGUCCUACUCCGUAGCUUAGGAGGCCGAGCCUGGUACACCCAUCAUAAUGGCAAUAGCAGUGGCACGACUAGGGCCUUAUUAUGUCCUCCAUCAUUUAAAAUGAUAAAGGCCUUUGAAAGUCUAGCCCUUCAUGGCUUCCUUGAAAUCAGAGCAUCCAGGAGGCAACCUGUCCAAAACCUGGCUCUGGCACACCAGAGGGAUCAUCUGGAUAUCUGAUAUGUGGAAGAGCAGCAGACGCUCAGCACCACCUGCCACAGGACCCUCACAUCAGGCUGCUAUCCUCAUAAAGUCAGUGGAGACAGCGUACCCCUCAGGGGGCUCUUCCAAAUGUCUGCCGGACACACACCCGUGUCUCACGCUUCACUGCGUGGGGUUGCCUCAAGCAAAUCGCCUCAAGCUCAGAGUCCAGUUGGACCCCCAAGUGAGCCAGUAAACUGUCCCUUCCCCUCUUCAGGGCCUUGAGGAAACAGAUUUGUGUGCGGAAGGGAUGGCAGAGAUGGCUAUGAAACCACACACGAUUUGGCCCUGCAAGCCAUCCCCAGCUCACAGGGAAGAGGGAGUCACCAUCGCUUGACUGAAGACAGACCUUGCACCCUCAAAGGGCUGGGCCACCCUGCAGGUCAACUUGCAUUAGUCAGUCCUUGGGGUGGAAUAACAAGACAGGAGGAUCGCUGAUCUCCUUGUAGCUACUUUCUUAAGUUUGCACAGUGAUUCUUGUCUGAUUUAGUGAUUGUUAGUCGCAGUCCAAGCUCAAGUUUGUUUUUGGUUUUUUUUUUCCCCUUUGAAUUGAAAGCUGGUCUUAUCUUGUCCAUUGAGUAAAUAGAGAGUGGCUACUCAUGCCUGUUGUGUAAAUAUAUUAUAUAUAUAAUUUCAAUAUGUCACCACAAAUAUGGUGCCUGAAUAACAAAUGGAUUCUUCUAAGAAAUUCAUGGGAAACUCGCAUUCAAAUUAUUCUUUAUGCAUCUAGGUUUUAAGGUCUAUUUUUUUUCCUGUAAGUUAGACAGAUUCAGCAUCUCUCACACAGCAAGAAGAGCUCAAUUCUGUCUUUUCUUCUUGCUUGGCAGUACCACAAAGUGCAAUUUAUGAAAUCAGUACUGCAUAUUAAAUAUUGAAAGUGCCAUAUUGCAGUGAAUACAAAAAACUUUUCAGUAGUAUUUAUUUGCACCUUGUUGCAUGCCGGCGUGCUAGAUGAUAGAAAUGAGUAUUUAACAAUGCUUUCACACAAUGCUAGAAUUGCCAUUUAUAGAUAAACAAAUGUUAGACUAUGGGCUAUGAAGUGGGUUUCAAGGCUGUUUUAAGCCUGCUCUUACUACAAUCGCACCUAUUUGAGAAGAAGAAAUGUUAUUAGGAAUUAGCUAAACCAGGUAGACAGAUGAGCAGUGCAGUUGGCUUUUAAUUUGGAAAAGCAUCUGAUCAAACAGGGGACCUAUUAAAAGGUACAAAGGAAUUCAGUGGUUGUAACAUGAAACAGGGAAGGGGGGGAGCAGGGAGAGGAAGUUACAUGGCAGACGUUUCCGGCCUUGCUACUGCACAACAACAACAUCUCUACGCUUGAAAUGGAGUAAGGCUUCUAGUAUAGCUAUUCCACCCCAGCUCCCAAACCAGCCACUUUAUCCCAGAAAAAGGAAUUUUUUACUCCAGAAGAAAGAAUAAUUUUUAACCUGAAAUAAUCUAUCCCACAACAGUACCAGUAUGGGGAGACACAGUAGGGGACAUACACUAGCACAUGCCUCAAAAUGUACAAGGACAUUGUUCUGUUUAGACAAGUGCUUAGAAGAGAGGUGAGGCAGAACCUUGCAGCAAGCUCUGAAUAAGGGAACUUAGGGGUUUCCACAGGGCUCUACUGACAGUACUACAGGACUGGGAUAUGUUCCCAAAGUUGACAUAGAUGGAUACCCUGCCGAACCAUGAGAAAAACAACUUGUCUGUGUGAUCCUGUUAUAGCUGGUUAAAAAAAUUCCUCUGAAAGAUUACGAGUAGAAGAACAACACUCCACCUCUACCAACACUAAUUUUAUAAAUUUGUCCUAAGAAACAGAUAUAUUUUUAGAGAUAUUUUUUGUUUCAUUAGUUGUCAGAUCUUGCUUUGUUCUAUGGACAGGUAUUUCCUAGCUGUGAAUUGUGAAUGGGAGAGGCAACCUUCACAUAACCCAGUUUUGGAAGUAGCAGGCUACAUUACAAGACACAACAUUUCCAUUUACUGUCACAAAAAAAAAAAAAAAAAAAAAAAAAAAAAGAAUCCCACAAAACCAACUAACUGAAUAUCUGUAGUACCAUAAAAAGCAGAAUGGUCAUAAAGAGGUAGAACAGGGAUAGUUGGCUUUGGGAAUGUGUGUCUGCACAUAUACAGUAUGAAUAAAAAGAAGGGAAAUAAUGACCAGUGGAAGCUAGUGAUGUUUCAAAACCAGACUUAUCCCUGUUGAGCAGGGGCAACAGUGCAUAGUCACUUCUAAUGCUUCCAGGUUUCCUACAGCAGCCAGAGGGAGAUUUUCAUGGACAGGAAGAAAGACAUCAUCUUUUUCAGACCAAGUAAAUUAAAUGCAGGGUGUUUCCAUGCAAAUCUCUAGGAAAGAAAGUCCCUUUGUCAUGGUUAUUAUUAAAACAUGUUAAAUUUCUGCAGCCGAUCUACUUGGUGGCCUUCUCCAGGGUGAAUUACAGCCAAUGAUUUUGAGCAGGUAACUCACUGCAAACACCACUUUGUUAGAUCUUCCUGCCACCAUCUGAUUUAAAUCUCUCUCUGUUUCCUUUGGCUAUAAGUAGUACUGAAGUGUUUCAGAAGACCAAUAUCUCAACUGGAUGCUACCAUCCCCUGCCCAUUUGUGUUUCAAUUAACACUGCAGUCUGAGGUCCCUUGCCAAAUGAGAGCUGACAAAUUAACAGUCAUUAUGCUACUUCCAAUGAGUAUGAGCUACGUCGUAAGUUGUGCAAGGCAAGUUUUUUCCCCUCUAGACCGGUGAAACAGCAGCCUCCUCCAAUGAAUGUCAAGGCCACAACUUCUAUUUUCAGUUUAGUCUUCAGAAAGGCUUGUUUUCUUAGAGAUUGUUUCUGUACUCAAGAAAGAAGAACAAAAGCAUGUGUAAUGUCUACAGCAUCAUGCAUUGCUCCAGAAGGUGAAAAAACACAGUAGCCAACGCGAUGUUUUAAUGGAAGUCUCUCCCUUCAGUAGUUUUAUUUAGGCACAGCUGAGACAAUCUUGAUCUUGCCCAUCAUUUUGCAAUAUUACACUUUUCAAACCAGACCUGCCUUUGUCAUACACUAAACACAUUCCUGAACAGUUCAUAAAAUUCAGCAGUAGGUAUCCAAAAGCCAUGACUGGGGUUACAGGGAGUACGAAGUCAGAGCAGUGGGAGUUUCGGGAAGAAGAACAGAAAGCGGAUUGCAUGGGGGGGGGGGGAUGUAAUCAGUCAUAUGCACGGCAGGCCCAUGGCACUUAAAAGCCACAAAGCUGUCAUAUUAUGCAUAGAGUUACUGGAUUUCAAAAGAGCUUUUACAGAACUUUCUCUUCUUUUUCUGCAUGUGUCUUUUUCUUUCUUAAAAAAAAAAAAAAAGAAAAAAAGAGAAUUAAGGAGCUGCUAACUUCAAAUUUCUCCUUCCACAAAGUCAAUACGACAAAUAAGGCAUAAGUCCAGCAUAUAGAUAAAUCCUUUCCACUCCCAUGGGCUUUUGACCUUUCCUAUGUGACUGCACUAUUUAUGUAAAUAUACCUGGAGACUCUUUCUAUAAGCUUUUAGUUUUCUACAAUCUAUUACUGUAGUGUUUAUUAAAGAAACAAAUGUAUAGAAUUAUUAAGCAUUCAGGUGAUCAUAACAAAGAAAAAACACUGCAAACACAAAAUUGUUCUGGAUUUUGACACAUAAAACUUCAGAAUCACUGUAAUGUUUUAAUUCUGUGAUUACUUUUGUUGCUUUGAAAAAUUAAACUUAAAAGAAAGGCCUUAUAAUAAAUGCUAUGUGCAUCUUAACUGUGUUACUGAGCGAAAUCAAUCUGGCAAACUCCUAUUGAAAUUUGUGAUUUUUAAACCCUUAAAAUAAAUGUCUUUUGGUAUUGAU